AGGAUCUUCCGGCCUCAGCCGGUGUUGUGAGUCAAUGCAGAUUCAGUGGGUCAAAGGUAAACGGUCUGCAAACAGCAGCACGCAUAACUUCACUUGUGUCUGGACGCGGGGACAUCAAGUCAACACAAUCAUUUAUAAGAAAGAAGAAAUGGAUAAUCAUCCGUCAGAGUCCCUAGCGGAGCGGACCUUUCAGUAUCAAAGCAGCAUGCCGUCCUUGCCUGUCCCGUCACUAGAGAUGAGCCUCUCAAAGUACCUAAAUGCAGUUCGACCCUUUGCACGUGAGGACGAGUUUAAGGCUACAGUGGACAUAGUUCGGACAUUUCAAGAGGGAGUUGGCAAAGAGCUGCACCACAAACUACUGCAAAGAGCCGAGACAAAGAAGAACUGGCUGGAAGAGUGGUGGUUGGAUGCUGCGUAUCUUGAAGUCCGCAUCCCCUCUCAGCUGAAUGUGAACUUUGGCGGCCCGGCGCCCUACCUGGAGCACUGCUGGCCCCCGGAAGAGGGAACUCAACUGCAGAGGGCCAGUAUCAGCACCUGGCACACACUACAGUACUGGGACCUGAUCCGCACGGAAAGACUCCCUCCCCAAAAAUCUGGCAACACUGUAUUAGAUAUGGACCAGUUCAGAAUGUUGUUCAACACCUGCAAAGUUCCUGGAGUAAAGAAGGAUACCAUUCGUAACUACUUCAAGACCGAGCGUGAAGGUCCAUGCCCCUCCCAUUUGAUAGUCAUCUGUCGUGGAAGGAUCUUCACAUUUGACGCAGUCUGUGAUGGACAAAUUCUCACUCCUCCGGAACUACUGAGGCAGCUCAUCUAUGUGAAACAGUGCUGUGAGGGAGAGCCAGAGGGAGACGGAGUGGCUGCUCUCACUUCAGAAGAGAGGACUCGUUGGGCGCUGGCAAGGGAGCAUCUAAUAAGCAUUGACCCACAACACAAUGGCACAAUCCUGGAGACCAUCCAGAGCAGCCUGUUCGUUGUUUCCUUGGAUGAAACCACUCCGUACUCCACUCCAGACAACUACACAAGUUUGACCACAGAAGCCCUCACUGGAAAUCCCACCAUCCGCUGGGGUGACAAAUCGUACAAUGCACUCUCCUUCGCAGACGGCACGUUAGGAUCCACCUGUGAUCACGCUCCAUAUGAUGCCAUGGUACUGGUUUCUAUGUGUUGGUAUCUGGACCAGCAAAUCAAAGACACAGAAGGCAAAUGGAGGGGCUCAGACACAGUGAGACCCGUUCCCCGCCCCGAAGAGAUGGUGUUCACUGUCGAUGAAAAGGUCCACAGCGACAUUCGCCACGCUAAACGGCAAUACUAUGAGUCGGCACAGGACAUGCAGAUUGUGUGUUACGCCUUCACAGCAUUUGGAAAAGCAGCCAUCAAACAAAAGAAGUUGCAUCCAGACACCUUUGUUCAACUCGCUAUGCAGUUGGCCUACCAGAAAAUGCACAAAAGGCCUGGAAGUUGCUAUGAGACCGCAAUGACUCGCAAGUUCUACCACGGCAGGACAGAGACGAUGCGACCCUGCACCCAGGAGGCUGUGAACUGGUGCAAAGCCAUGAUGGACAACACAUGUGACGUUGAUGCAAGGAGGAAAGCCAUGAGGCUGGCCUUCAUUAAACACAACAAACUGAUGGCUGAAGCCCAGGAAGGAAAAGGUUUUGACAGGCAUCUUCUCGGACUGUAUCUGAUUGCCAAAGAGGAGGGACAACCCACUCCAGAACUCUUCCUGGACCCCCUCUAUGCAAAAAGUGGUGGUGGUGGUAACUUUGUGCUGUCAUCCAGUCUGGUGGGCUACACUACAGUUCUGGGGGCCGUGGCUCCCAUGGUGCACCGCGGCUAUGGCUUCUUUUAUCGUAUUAGAGAUGACAGGAUUGUAGUCUCCAUCUCAGCGUGGAAAUCUUGCCGUGAGACCGAUGCUGCGUCAUUAUUCAACAACUUCUGUAGCUCCUUGCAUGAGAUGUUCCACUUGGCCACCACAUCUCAGCUAUAAGAACUCACACUCACAAAAUAAUGCACAGGUGACUAUCGACAGCCAGCGAGUGUCAUGUUUGUUCUCAGCAAAGAUCAAUGCAAAGGUACAACAUUUGUACUGCAAGUGAAGCCACCGCCUUUAGUAAUAUUACUAAAUAUUAGUAAUCAAUUCCCUUUCCUGCAUAGUGGUAAAUAAUACAACUUAGGGUAAAUUAUACUUUAUAACUAAAUAUUAUUAAUUUUUAAAUGUUGCCUUUUUAUUCAUUCACAUUAAGCCGAUGCUGAGAGUCAAGUGAGUAAAUAUUCUUCUGACACUCAACUCUUACGGUGGACUAUGAAGAAAAGAACUGUUGCUUGAGUGUUGUUGGCAUUUGAUUUCUCUAUUAUGAUAAUAGCACUUACGUUACUCUGUGACUCUGUACAUUCAAUUGUCUAUAUACAUUAUUUGAAUUUGAAGGUAACCCAUGCAGUGUUGAGAUUGCAGGGCAACUCGUUGCUGGGAACUAUUUCAAGUCGGCUCACACCGGCUACCGUCGCAGGACCAGUAACAUUUCUACUGUAUUUUGAUCAUUUCCACUUUCUGAUUGAAAUUGAUGCUUCAAAAUGAAAUUAAACCUUUUGAAAAUAAUUAUUGGCUUAGUUCCUGCACAUAUUUUUAGUUGGGAUGAUUUUAUUUGCCUUUUGUACAUGGAAGUCCUUUAUGUCUGCACGUCGGCCACAUGAAACAACCAUGUGAUUGUGUUUCUGCCCCACUGUGAACCAGCAUUUUCUCAAGUACUGCAGGUGGAGACCGAUGCGCCGACGGCUCGGAGGGAAAUGCUUAAACUAUUAAUAUCUGGAGAUACGAUAACUAAUUGUGUUGCCUUCACAGGCGAUGAGGUGUGGCACAUUUAUUUGGUAACUCCUGUACAGUACUUCUGGAAAGUGUUGGUUUUCUGAUUAUUACCUUUUAUUCAGUCACUGCACUUUUCUUUCAUUUGGGUCGUGUGUCUGCUAAGUGAAAGACGGCUGAAUGUCCACAUGGCUUUGUACUGGAAUGACUGCUUUAAUCACAAAUUAACUUUACAAACUGUGACUUUAUUAUCUAUGUUUUCUCUGCUUAUAAAGCGUUAGAAAUUGCAAAAUGUGAAUAAAAUUGUACUUUCUCGAAACACCUCAAA
Molecule: messenger RNA, 3131 nt
Organism: Gasterosteus aculeatus aculeatus (three-spined stickleback)
Lineage: Eukaryota; Metazoa; Chordata; Actinopteri; Perciformes; Gasterosteidae
Gene: crot
Product: carnitine O-octanoyltransferase
Cellular component (GO): peroxisome
Molecular function (GO): carnitine O-octanoyltransferase activity
Source: RefSeq, a predicted model, not a curated record